AUGUGGCUACUGCUGCCACCGCUUUUGCUGGUCUCUGUAUGGGCCCAAGAAACCAGCAUUGAACCCCAGCCUGGAAUGGUGAUAGCACAGCGGUUGGCUGAGACCUUACCUCGUCUUCCUAACGUGAUAUCCAGUCAGAUGGAGGGUAAACCUGAAGAGUUGAGAAGCAUGAUUUCACACAUGUUGGGGGAUGGUCUGAUUAGUCAGCUGGUUACGAAUCCACUUGGGGUGGCUGAAGGAAUGGGAGUUCAGCUCAGCAACCUUGGGAUCAACAAAACCGAUGUUGAGAAAAAGAUGCUGUUGGGAAGUGGGAAUUCUAGCGCCCUUCCUCUGUUUCCAUUCACCGUGCAGCCUCCCAAAACAACUACGAAAAUGAUGUAUCUGGAUGGUGUUCCAAUCAAAGAUUUUGACCAGUUUGUCAGGAAUAGAAACUUAGAAGAUCAUUUCUCUACCAAGCAGCCACCAACAACAACUACUCCUAUUCCAUCGGCUAAUGAUAUCGCGGCAGCUGUUUAUGAUAAACUGAAGACUUCUAUACCAACUUCCAUACCACAGCCACCAGCAACGGAGAGGAAAUUCCCAGUGACCGAUGAAUUCUCCAGAAAUCUUGAUGUUGCCAUGAUUGACCCAUCAAGACUUCAAGAAGUGAAUACACUUCUGAGAAGAGCGCCACAACGAUAUGAGAAUCCUCUUGCUCACGCUGCUGGACCUUUCAUGCAGACUCUCGAUCCAGAAGUUGAUGAAGUAGUGACUAGCCUUCGCACUGGCAGCGCUAUGGAUGUUGAGGAGCAAGAACUCGAGCUACAGCGCAGAUCUAUGGAAAUUCAACUACGAGAACAGCUGAAUCAGUGGCAUAACUCAUUCAGUAAUGUCAAGGAUCGGAACUCUCUUCUGGUGCCCAUGGACUUACCUGAACUUUCUGCUCCAGCAAGCAGUUUGGUUGCUCAGCCUCCAGCACCAAUGGAAAUGCUUCCAGAAACAACCAAACUCCCACAUGUGGAAAUCCCGAAAGAGUUACCAACCAUACCAACUACGAUGUCCACAGUCAUGACCCCUCCAGCUUUUUCUAUGGAGGAGGAAGAAGAAGAAGAGGAAGAACCAGCACCAGCUGUAGGCACAAAUCAAGUUUGGCCAAAAGUCUUGGUGCCACCACAUGGCAAAAAUGUUCGGCUAGCGCCUAGAAGAUCAGCUUUUGAACAAGAAGCAGAAGACUCAGAUGAAUUUACAUCUGCUUGCGAAUGUCAGCAGAUAUCCCUACAGCAGAUGAAAGGAAGAUGGUCCGUUGCACUCGCAUCAAAAUCCCUCCUGGAAAAGGUCCAAGCAAAGCUGGCAUCUAUCCUGCCAAACAGUAGAGAUCACGAGCUUAGCUGCAGUAGAGCUGUUGUUUGUGUUCUGAAGCACUCUGGUGGUGUCGAAUAUGAGUACAUGUUGGUCACAAAUGGAAAUGGACCAUGCCGAGAAGCUGCCUUACUCGUCCGAAACCCUGAUGUGUUCUUUGACAAAGACAACAGCGAUCUUAUCAAUUAUUUGAAGGAUAAGAUCAGCAGCGAUGAACUCGAAACCUUAGAUAUAGUGCCAUUCGCAAACGACUGCUCCUAG
Molecule: messenger RNA, 1599 nt
Organism: Cylicocyclus nassatus
Lineage: Eukaryota; Metazoa; Nematoda; Chromadorea; Rhabditida; Strongylidae
Source: the annotation of a GenBank genome assembly